This is a messenger RNA of Rodentolepis nana, 411 nucleotides long. NCBI's taxonomy places the organism in Eukaryota, Metazoa, Platyhelminthes, Cestoda, Cyclophyllidea, Hymenolepididae. The record is from the annotation of a GenBank genome assembly.
AUGAAGUGUUUCAUUAUAGGUACUUCGGGACUUUUCACUGACAAUAAACCCAGGCGAGACAGUGGCUAUAGUUGGUCCAAGUGGUUCAGGAAAAAGUACGACGGUCCAGCUGCUUCAACGGUUCUACGAUACUGUGCAAGGAGGUGCUCAAUGAGAUUUAUUUUGCAGAUUCUUCUAGACGGUGUUGACAUUCGAGAGUUGAAAGUUUCCUGGCUGCGUAGCCAACUAGGUGUUGUGUCACAGGAGCCAAAUCUCUUUGCUGGAACAGUGACGGAAAAUAUUCAGCUUGGGAACCCAGAUGCUGACUUCAAUGAGAUCGAAAGGGCGGCUAAGCAAGCGGAUGCACAUAAUUUCAUUCUUUCUCUUCCGGAUGUAAGGAACAUGAUUUUUAUAAUUAUUAAUUAUCAGUAG